Messenger RNA from Corythoichthys intestinalis (scribbled pipefish), 592 nucleotides. RefSeq names its product chromosome 8 C17orf67 homolog (gene c8h17orf67). The coding region runs from base 103 to 375 and encodes 90 amino acids. NCBI's taxonomy places the organism in Eukaryota, Metazoa, Chordata, Actinopteri, Syngnathiformes, Syngnathidae. The record is from RefSeq and is a predicted model, not a curated record. The transcript is spliced from 4 exons.
GCACAGCAGAGGAGGAGCUGGAUAUUUCCCUCCUUCACCAGUUUUGGAAUUCAAGUGCAGACCGUUCCAGCAGUAGAAGUUAGAGCUUGAAAAGGUUUGAAGAUGAAGAAACUGGUGGUGUUCUUGCUUUUUCUGGUUCUUUUCACCAUCUACACAGAUGCCAACCCCAUCAUCAAGGAAAGCCUUGCCAAGCAGCUCCUGCGUAGCAAGAGACAGGAGAGGCCAAGGACACCAGGCCAUCCCGAUGAGCCCAUGAGGGAGCACAUGCUUCACAUGCAGGCUCUGGACCAGAGAGCACAGGAGACCAACUUGGAACACUGGCUCAACCCUCACUGCUACCCACGCUGUGACAGGAACUAUGGAUACCCGGUCUGAUGAUGAGCAAAAGAAAUCGGCAGCGUCAACAUAAUUAAACUGACGAGAAAUGGAAAGACCUCCUCAAACAGACCCCUGAAUAAAGCGAUAGUCAAGAGUUUUAAUUAUCUUAUCAUGCAUGUUGAAUUGUUAGAAUAGUAUGACUUGAAAUAUAUUUUAUCGUGGUAAAAUGUAAGUGGAAUGACUGAAUUAAAAAAAUAUAUCAAUCACGAUUAAA